This is a messenger RNA of Carya illinoinensis, 1014 nucleotides long. Its product is annotated as cysteine-rich repeat secretory protein 38-like. NCBI's taxonomy places the organism in Eukaryota, Viridiplantae, Streptophyta, Magnoliopsida, Fagales, Juglandaceae. The record is from RefSeq and is a predicted model, not a curated record.
UUUCUACCGACCAAGCCCUACCCAGCCCCAACAUCUCUCUCUUCUCUCUGUGUUCGGUUCCUAAACCAUUUCUGUGUAGACAAACAGGGAACCUACACCAGUAACAGUACCGAGAAGGCAAACCUUGAAAACCUCCCCUCCUCCCUAUCCUCCAACACUAAAAUCGACUAUGGCUUCUACAAUUCCUCUUAUGGCGAAUAUCCUGACCAACUAUAUGCAAUUGGACUUUGUAGAGGGGAUAUUGAGCCUGGCGCCUGUUGCAGUUGCCUCAAAAACUCUACAUAUCUUCUCAAUCGGCUCUGUCCAAAUAAAAAAGAAGCAAUAGGUUGGUUUGACGAAUGCAUGUUGCGCUACUCAAACUGCAAUGUAUUUGGUCUCAUGGAAGAUACUCCCGAGUUCUUUUUGUCAAACAUCGAUAAUGCAUCAGCCCUGGCAACUUUAUUGGAUAGCCUGACAGGUUGAGCUGCAUCAGGUGGUUCUCAACGUAAGUUUGCAGUAGGAAAUGCAACAGAACCAAACUUCAAAACGCUCUAUGCACUUGUGUGGUGCACUCUGGAUUUGUCUGAGCAGGAUUGCAGUGAAUGCUUAUUUGAGGCAAUUGGGAAAAUUUCGAAUUGUUGUGAGGGAAAGCUAGGCAGGAGAGUUGUUGGACCUAGCUGUAGUUUAGAUUUUCAGAUUUACAUCUUCUAUAACGUCACAGAUAAUAUUAAUGCACCUACACCAUUGCCAUCGCCUCAACCAGUGCCACCAGUAUCUCUAUCUCCUCCUUCAUCCGUAACCAAUAUUACUGCUUCAAAAAGUAAUCAAUUGGGACUAGCACGUCUAAUUGUCAACGGGGCCGUCUGAGGGACUUUUGAUCAUGGAUGUUCCAUCUUGUUUUGAAGUAUCGUGAAUUUUGGUUUUUUAACAUUAUAUUUUGUUCUCUCUCUCUCUCCCCCUCAUUUUUAUCUUAAGAUGGAUUUUUUAACUUUAUGAUUCAGAGCCAGAACUUCUAAUAUGAACAUUUUCUGGAUU